Messenger RNA from Cydia pomonella (codling moth), 666 nucleotides. Its product is annotated as otolin-1-like. The record is from RefSeq and is a predicted model, not a curated record. Lineage: Eukaryota; Metazoa; Arthropoda; Insecta; Lepidoptera; Tortricidae. Bases 1 to 666 code for a protein of 221 amino acids. The transcript has a single exon.
AUGAAUGUGCGUCGGGACUCGGGACAGAUGAAUGUGCGUCGGGACUCGGGACAGUCGGGACAGAUGAAUGUGCGUCGGGACUCGGGACAGAUGAAUGUGCGUCGGGACUCGGGACAGAUGAAUGUGCGUCGGGACUCGGGACAGUCGGGACAGAUGAAUGUGCGUCGGGACUCGGGACAGAUGAAUGUGCGUCGGGACUCGGGACAGAUGAAUGUGCGUCGGGACUCGGGACAGAUGAAUGUGCGUCGGGACUCGGGACAGUCGGGACAGAUGAAUGUGCGUCGGGACUCGGGACAGAUGAAUGUGCGUCGGGACUCGGGACAGAUGAAUGUGCGUCGGGACUCGGGACAGAUGAAUGUGCGUCGGGACUCGGGACAGAUGAAUGUGCGUCGGGACUCGGGACAGUCGGGACAGAUGAAUGUGCGUCGGGACUCGGGACAGAUGAAUGUGCGUCGGGACUCGGGACAGUCGGGACAGAUGAAUGUGCGUCGGGACUCGGGACAGAUGAAUGUGCGUCGGGACUCGGGACAGAUGAAUGUGCGUCGGGACUCGGGACAGUCGGGACAGAUGAAUGUGCGUCGGGACUCGGGACAGAUGAAUGUGCGUCGGGACUCGGGACAGAUGAAUGUGCGUCGGGACUCGGGACCACAGAUAUCAUGUUUUUGA